AUGAAACAGCGCAAGGGGUCUGGGAACUGUGUGUUCUAUGGGCAGCGCCCAGAGGAGAAGGUGCAGGUGCCCUCGUGGCAAGAGGUGAAGCAGACCCCUGUGGUCAUGGCGAUGAUCAAAGGUCCGGGGCCUGCCAAGUACUUGCGGCCAUCCUGCACAGGCUACCUAGGCCACGACAGCUCCAUGUUCCAGGAGCCAGCCUGCACUCUGCACACUCAGCACUCAGCAAAACGGAUAAUGGACAUAUGCAGCCCUGGGCCUUGCUACUUAUUGAACCCUAAAAUAACUCAGGUUGGGCUGUCCAGCUGCCAGCAGAUCUCCAUGGAGGAACGCAUCCCUAACCUGUGCCUGAGCUCCACCCCAGCCUCCUGCCACUACUGCGUGGAGAAGACCCGCCCUCCUGGAGAACGCAGGGCCCCGCAGUACACUUUCGGCUCCCGGUGCCCAUACAGAGUAAUGGACCCCAACCCGGCACCCAACCACUACCAACUGCCACUCUUGCUGGGGCCCAACCUCCCCAUCAACCGAGCUGCUCCUUGCUAUAGCUUGGCCUCCGCAGACAACAUCCGGUUCUCCAAGAAGAAUGAGGCAGGAGGUCCUGGGCCGGCCGUGCACGCCCGCCCUGAACCAUCUGUCUACCAGAACCGCAGCCCCGUCUACAGCAUGGCCAAGCGUUUUGCCUACCCAAUGGGCCACACACCUCAGCCUGGACCGGGUUCCCAUGAUGUCCAGCUGGUCACAGUGCACAAGCCCCGCACACCUUCUUUCACGAUGGGGGUCAAACACUCACCCCACCUCUGCCCGCUGGUCAUUGACAUUCACAACUGA
Molecule: messenger RNA, 828 nt
Organism: Pipistrellus nathusii (Nathusius's pipistrelle)
Lineage: Eukaryota; Metazoa; Chordata; Mammalia; Chiroptera; Vespertilionidae
Source: the annotation of a GenBank genome assembly